UUACUGGACACCGACUUACGGAACAUCAUCAACGGGGGCACCCUCACCAACGAGCAUGCCCGGCUCUUCAUGUACCAGCUGCUCCGCGGCAUCAAAUACCUUCACAGCGCCAAUGUCCUCCACCGCGACCUCAAGCCGGAGAACCUGCUGAUUAAUCUGGAAGAUCUGGUGCUUAAGAUUGGGGAUUUUGGGAUGGCCCGAAUUCUUGACCCAGAUUACUCCCACAAGGGUCAUCUCACACAGAACGUCUCCACCCGCUGGUACCGGUCCCCCGAGCUCAUCUUCUGCCCAUCAGACUACACCAAGGCCAUUGACCUGUGGUCGGCGGGCUGCAUCUUCGCCGAGAUGCUGGGCGGUAAGCCGCUCUUCCCCGGCGAGCAUGACCUGGACCAGAUGCUUCUCAUCCUGGAGAUGAUCCCCAUCAAUGAGGUGGACCUCGUCGAAGUGGAGGGCUCCAUCCCCAGAAAGAUGCUGAAAAAUUACAAAGGGACCCCCCGCAUUUCUCUGUGUGAUGUGCUUCCAAGUGUUGAACUGGAUGCAAUGGAUCUCCUGAAAUCUCUGCUGACCUUCGACUCAAAUGAAAGGGCCUCUGCAGAAGAGGCCAUUAGCCACCACUACCUGAAACUGUAUUCCUGCGCCUCAGAUGAACCGCUAGAGGCAGACCCCUUCAGAGUGGAGUGUGAGGUGGACAAUCUCUCCCCAGUCACGCUCCGGAAGAUCAUCUUCAUUGAGAGUCAGGCCGGGUAUGACUCUGGGCACCAGCUACUGCCAAACGCAUUGCGGUUGUGGACGGCGAAUGACUCAGAAGACGACUACAAGCGGAAACUAGAGUUACUUAACUUCUCCUCCAGGGACAACUCAGACCUGGAUUCUGAAGAGGAGCUUUGUGAGAAGUUAGACUCGGACAAGACUUCCCCUGAGGAGCUUGGGCUCUCUGUCCUAGACAAGAAUACUGACAGCGGGAAUGAAGCCAGCGAAAAGUUCCAAGAGGAGACAAAAGAACGGAAGCUUCUCCAGUGGGAGCAGAAUGUGACAGGAAGGGAAACCUCGGACGAAGUCCUGGAGAAAGGCACCGUCGAGUCUGACGGAGAGUCCAGCGAGAAGUCAGAGGCGGAAGUCGGCAAAACAGAAAAGGACAUGGAGCAGGAGGUUACCCCUGCCCAGUCAGACCAGGAUGCCGCUGACGAAUCCUUGGAGAAACACAUUUCAGCGUUUCCCCCCAAAUUCAACAAAAAUGCCUUUCUCAAAUCGAGUUUGGAAACUGAGAAUGGAGAGAAGCAACCAGCCAAAGAGCAAGGCUUCUCCAGCGACUUGCCGGAAAAGGCUAUCGGCGACAAGCUGCAAAAGGAGAAACAGGAGAAGACUCCGAGCAUAGAAAGCACCAAGGAGUCUCAGGUGCCCGCCAACGCAGAGCAAAGUGUGCGCCGCAAGGAGAGGGAGAACAAAGAGUUGCUCAACAUUCACACCUCCCAGUUGACAAACAACAAGGUGCUUUACAAUGAAGAGAAGACCCUCCAGCAGUGUUUAGCGAAAUCUUGCCAAGUCGAGGACAUCCCAGGAAGCCAGAAUACAAACAUUCCCCCGAGGAGCAACGAUUCCACGAGUCAGGAAGGCUCCACGUUAAUACCUCCACAGGUUGCCUUGAGCUCAUCCAACGUCGGGGUCAAGUCGGUCCGUCACGUGGCUCACGAGAGGAGGUCGUUGUCACGGCCCGUGGGAUUCGACGAGAUGCUCUUUGUGGAAAUCCCCAGAAACUCAUCCAGCCUACCAGGAUCGCACUGGUCACCUCCUCGGGAUGCAGAAAAGCCCUCGUCGGUGCAGAGUCCCCGAUCCAGGGGGAGUAACUCACCGAGAGAGAAGAGCGUCAGGCCCAAAAAACAAGAUUGGUUUUACAUGCAUAAGGGGAGCAGCAACUGAAGAAAUGUAUCAGCCAAUUUUAAUUUUUGUCUCAGUCACGUCAUUCAGGUGAGAAUAGAGAGGUCUUGUCAGCAGUGAAGUAUGCAUACCUUGUGCCAUAUAUAUAAUCGUUAUUGGUCACUCUGUCGGUGCAUAAACGAGUGCUACACGGACGUGCGACAAGCAAGGUACAUGUACAUGUAUCUGUACCUUGUGCAAGCAGCUUCUGGUGAGUGGAGUAUGAUGUCACAUGACCUAUCCGUAUCUGGCAUGCCUAUAAUGCCCAGUGGCAGACAAGGUCUCUCUAAUUUCAUCCACAUGACCCGUGACUAGAUAUUCUCUGUAUUGAGCACUUCUGAUCAGUGAAAGUGAUAGUUAUGUACUUUGGAAAAGUUGUUCUCCUUGAUGAAGUUUUGAUUUGACCAUAAAGUGAGGUUUGUAAACUUGUGUUAUCUGCAUUCUAACUCGUGAACAAAAUUAUAUUCAUGUGCAUGUAGUUAUCAAAAUUUUGUUUGGGUAAAGUAAUAUGUUGAUUACAGUUUUAUUUGCAUUUUGAAUUUACUGAUUUUUGAGUUCUUGGGUAGUACUUUGCAAGUACAUGUACAGUACGUGUACAUGUGUAUAUUGGGUGUGAUCGAUUGAUUUGUCCUAUUGCCUGAUCACACAGUCAUUUAAUCGAUUCUGCAGCAAGUCUCCAACUUUACUUUCCUUUACCAUGGGUUAUGCCGAAAAGGUGAUCUACUGAUGGCGGAAGUAUCGACCAAUUGUGUGAUGAGAUUGAUGAAUCAUGCAGAUCGACCAAUAGCGCCCAGCAUGCACUGAUUUGCUGGUCCUACUAACCAGAUGCAGUGUUUCAUUACCCAUAUCUGUAGAUUUAUACAGAGAGUCACUUUCUGCAUAAUGGCCCGUUCAUUGUUUUGGAUGGAACCAAAUUUUCACCAUUGUGUCUUUAACCCUUAACCCCCUAGGCCCUUUUUGCUAGGGACCCUCCUCAGUCCUCCAGAAUAAUCCAAUUUGGGGGGUGAAAAACUUGGAUUCUCCCUCAAUCCUCCGAAAUCCUCCAAAUUUCUUGAUAUUGAUACUUGGAGAUGUGCCUACUUUCUUUUACAAUAAAUUACACUUCGUAAGUUUCUUACUAAACAAAUGUACCAUGAGGUACUUGGAGCUAUUUGUUUCUAAAUAAUUAGCAGACCCUUUAAAAUUGGUUUUCAGUCUUAGUUUUACAUAUCAGUGUUAUCAUUGUGUUCACCAUAUACAGUACAUGUACAUUUGAAAAUGAUAAAUUUCAGCAGUUUUCAGAUUUGGGAAAAAGUCAUUGGAUGAAGCCAUCUUGUAUUACAUGUACAUCCAGGUUUUCAAUUAUUCACCAACACACUUUGGAGAGUGUAAUUACUUAUUAGUCUCUUCAAAGUGAUGUAAUGUACAGUCCAGAAGUCAUAUUUGUAGGGAUUUAAGUGCCUAGACACUGUUACAUCGUUAAAACAAAUCUGUUCCGGUGUCAUAAAAUGAAAUGAAGGUGAGAGCGCUUCAUGAGAACCCACAGGCAAAGUUCACAAACUAAAAAUGUAUCUUUGUCUUGAUUAUGUUUCUCAUGAAAUCAAGUGUUCCAAUCACCUCAGCCAGAAAAGAAAAUCUCGAUACACGUACACAUCUUGGUCCUCGGAGGGAUCUGCACUUCCUGUACCUUGUGACGAUGUCAACGCUUUGCACUUGUAGCUCCUCAGAAAGAACUCUUCACUCGGCCAUAUGUGAUGCACAACACUUUGCACAAGCAGGUCCUUGGAAAGAUUUCUCAGUUUUCUACCAUUUGGAAAUGAUGUCAAACCUCUGCACUUGCAGGUCCUCAGGAAGAGAUCUUUAGUCUUCGCAUUGCUGAUCUGACUUGAUGUGAUGUUGAAUAUGAACUUCCAUAUAGUGAUAGGUCUUUCAAAAGAGCUCUGUUCGUUAACCAUUUUGCAAAAUCAUACCAAGUUGCUGCAUGUGUACAUGUUGUAAAGUCCUCAGAAAGAUUGCUACCUCCAACUGAAUGACAACAAAUAAAAACUUGGCACCGGUACUCCUGUGGAGAAAUUGA
Acanthaster planci (crown-of-thorns starfish) is the source of this 3970-nucleotide messenger RNA. RefSeq lists its product as uncharacterized. Lineage: Eukaryota; Metazoa; Echinodermata; Asteroidea; Valvatida; Acanthasteridae. Gene Ontology annotation, biological process: protein phosphorylation. The record is from RefSeq and is a predicted model, not a curated record. Gene Ontology annotation, molecular function: MAP kinase activity; ATP binding.